UCCGCCGUAAGACCUUCUGUACGUCCAACUUCUCGGCUCUGCGGACACUUGAGCUCCUCUAUGGCGCAGAUGAGUCUUUAAAAGAGGGACACGGUGUAAAAAUGUGUCUUAUUGACACCACACGGAGGUGUGUUUGAAGGCUCUCCACUGUCACUCAUGGACUUCCUGCUAUGUGUGUGUGUCAGUGACAUGGACACUCAUAGUCCUGUAGCGGAGAGAGGUGUGUGUGUGACUCCCGAGCGUGUCGUCCUCUCUGUUCCAGACAAGCCCCGCCCCCUCCUCAGCAUCACUCCACAGGGGACAAUAUACGAAGGGGAGUCGGUGACCCUGACGUGUCGGGUUCCAGGUCCCUCUACGGGAUGGAGAUACCAGUGGUACAAACUGGUUCGGUACAACACUGGUUUAGGCUAUGUGUUGUACAAUGGUCGAUAUGACUCUCUAGAGCUCCUCCCUGACAGUGUGGGCGGAGCUACGGGUUCCUACACACUCCGCCCUGCUGCUCUUACAAACACAGGGACAUAUGUGUGUGGAGCUGUGAGAGGAACACCAGGCUAUGACACACAGUACAGCGAUGUUCACAGUUUGGAGGUCAAAGAGCUGUUUCCUCGUCCCACCCUGAGUGUGGACCCCCCAGGACCGCUGUGGGAGGGGGAAACUGUGACUCUGAGCUGUCGGACCCAGGCGGUCCCACACAGACAUGGUGUCCAGCUGCAGUUCACCUUCACUAGAGACUCGGAGACACUGAGAGGAGGAGCUUCUUGGUCCCAUCAGGUCACUUUGAGUGUGGGGAAACAACAUUCUGGGACAUACUGCUGUGAGGCUCGGGGGGGGGGACUGAGGAAGCAGAGUGGACCUGUGGACAUGAGCGUCUCAGAGACUCGGCCCAAACCCCUCAUUUCCGUGGAGCCGCCCUGGACUCAGCUCUUCAUCGGAGACCCAGUCACUCUGAGCUGUGGGCUUGGAGAUCCCUCUGCAGGAUGGAGAUACCGGUGGUUCAAAGACAGCCCGGAGAUACCAGUGUCCCGGAGGGCUGCUCUCAGUGCCGCUGGUGACAGAUACACCAUCCGCUCAGCUUCUGUGUCCGACCAGGGCCAGUACCGGUGUAGAGCAGAGAGAGGAAAUCCGUCCUUCGGCUCAGAGCUGUCCGAUGUCCUCAAGUUGGACGUCUCGGAGCUGCUGUCUCCAGCCACACUGACUGUCCGUCCCAAUAGAGCACAGCACUUUGCAGGACAGUCUCUGUCCCUGAGCUGUGUGGUGGACGGGAGCUCGACUGGACUGUGGACUGUGAGGCGACACGUCACACGCUCAGGAGUGCAGUCAGUGUGUGAAGGAGCAGGUGGUUGUGAGAUCAGUCCCACAACAGUGUCUCACAGUGGACUGUACUGGUGUGAGUCUGGAUCAGGAGCAGAGCGCAGUCCUGCUGUCAACAUAUUAGUGCACAGUGGGUAUGUGAUCUUGGACGGCCCGGUGCAGCCUCUAACUGAGGGAGACUCUCUCACUCUCACCUGUGUGGGGAAAUAUUAUCGAAAUAGCCCCAUUAAAGGAGCUCAGUUUUAUAAGGAUGGACAGGAGGUGACGUCCAGCUCUGGAGGACAGCUGACCAUUGGUGCAGUUGGACAGAUGGACAGCGGCUCCUACAGGUGUCAACGUUAUUCCGGGGAACAAUCGGCAGAGAUGUGGGUGACAGUGAGAGCUCUGAUCUCCACAGUCACUCUGACAGUGACUCCAGAAGCUCCAGUGAGGACAGGUGUGACUCUCAACUUCACCUGUGUGGCUCCAGUGAACAAACGGCCUCCUCCUGCGCUCAACUUCAGCCUCCUGAGAGACAACAUCACCGUGUCCAACAGCACCGUGUCGAGCAGCACCGCGUCCGGGAGACGUCCUCAGGCUCAGUGGUCCAGCCUGAUAGAGAACACAGAGCGGAGUCACGCUGGGACAUACAGGUGUCGUGUCACUGGACCCACUGGGCUGAGCUCAGACGGCCUGGAGCUGCAGGUCGCUGUGGAAGUUCAGCGCAUUCCAGGGCUCUUCGGUCUUGGCGCCCUGUCCAUGCUGAGUGCGUCCAUUGCCGCAGUGUGUGUGUGUGCUGUUCCGCCACAGAGAUGCAGCUCGUCCCCUCGGGGGAAGUCAGGGGGACGCGCAAUGAGACGCGUGGGCGACGACGAAGCGCUGCACUGAGCGCAGCGUGUUCCUUGUUCCUCUUUUCGCUGCAUGUAUCGUCACCUUCGGCACAGAGGAUUAUUCCUGCCGUUGGACCUGCGCACCAUGUGGAGCAAUAAAAGACGAGGCCAACGAUGGUUUCUCUACCAUGAGCGUAAAGAAGUGACACCAGCGCUUGAGGACUUUUUUUUUGGGGGGGGGGCGGCACUUACUUUUUCCAUAGCAGAAAACUGCAUUGCUGAUUUUGCGGCUCAAUAAAUUAAUGAUUUAAUAUUUAUUGGUUACAUAAGAUCACCUGGACGUGUGAGUGUUGCUCCAGUCGUGGGCUGUACCCACUUUUCCGCAGCGCUCUGCACCGGGCCUCGCUCCCUGGGGGUCAUCAGGGGUCAUCAAGGCCUCGGUCGUCCCAUGACGACAGCGACGAGCGCGCUGCGGGCGCUGCCAGGGGGGUGGGGGGGACUUGCCUCUGGCACCUUGUAAACGUUUGGGUUCGUGUAAAUGUGAGAAAUCUGCAAACACUGAGCGAUGUUUUAUGAAAUGUAAAGUGCGUUAUUGCGGAAUCCAAAAAGCGGGGAUCGAGAGAGCCGACCGGUGACAGCGGAGGGCAAAAUUACCGCCUUUUACCGUGCCGCUGUAACGUCGGGUUCCUUUCGGAUCAGUGACGGUCUCCCGUGACGGAGCGACGGGAAACGCGUCGGCGGCGGCCGCUCGGCGCAAACGGCGGCGUCCGCGGGACCUACGGCUCGCGGCCGAGGCAGCGGGGACACGUUCGUCGGUCGCCAAUUAUUCAUCAUUAUUAUCUGCUCGUAUAUUACUGGGUCAUUAUAAUCUGUGUCAGCAACCGCCUGUCCGGAGCAGGGUACCGACGCUCCCGGAACAAGGCGCUUCCCCUCAAGGGCUGUUCGGACGAGUCAAUCGCCGUCAAGCUCAACGCUUCAAGUCUCUUUGGAGAACAUUGUGCCAAACAUGUAACAAUAACACAAUUUCUCACUCACUUCCAUCAGCUGCUUAUGCUUGUGUGGGUUGUGGUCGUCCAGACACCUCCUGGAAACACUGGGCGCACACGCGCACACGCCAGGCCUCCGUGAACGGGCGAGGGGGCAGCGGUUCGAGGAGCUCGUUCGUCCCCGGUUUCCGGAGACCGCGGACCGGUACGCGUGGACGAGGCGCCGCAGUCGAGCGGCGGAAACGAGCCGAAGAGGAAGAGGACGGGGGGCGCGGACUCGACCGGACGAAGGCUCUCGCACCCGGGAGCGACGCGGAGCUCACGCAGCGCUCUGGAGAUGGAACAUUUAUUUACCCUCAGCAACGUACAGAUAAACCACCGAGAUCCGUAAACGUCAGCAAAA
Molecule: messenger RNA, 3509 nt
Organism: Scleropages formosus (Asian bonytongue)
Lineage: Eukaryota; Metazoa; Chordata; Actinopteri; Osteoglossiformes; Osteoglossidae
Product: Fc receptor-like protein 2
Exons: 8
Coding region: 157-2178 (673 amino acids)
Biological process (GO): cell surface receptor signaling pathway; immune response
Cellular component (GO): external side of plasma membrane
Molecular function (GO): transmembrane signaling receptor activity
Source: RefSeq, a predicted model, not a curated record